Messenger RNA from Malania oleifera, 1263 nucleotides. RefSeq lists its product as uncharacterized. The transcript has 8 exons. Gene Ontology annotation, cellular component: membrane. NCBI's taxonomy places the organism in Eukaryota, Viridiplantae, Streptophyta, Magnoliopsida, Santalales, Ximeniaceae. Bases 140 to 1114 code for a protein of 324 amino acids. The record is from RefSeq and is a predicted model, not a curated record.
GGACUGUCGAAUUGUCUUAUGUCAACUGCUCAACUGCUCGCCCACUCUGCAACACUUUGCCUUUGGUGUUGCCUUUGUAAUCCAAAACUUUCUUCCCUCUCUCCGCAAACCAAUUAGGGUUUGGAUUUCGUGAUAGGAAAUGGCGAAUCCGGUUGAUGAGGUGGGAUUGGGGUAUUGGCUCCGAUGGCAGGUACCGGUCUGCGCGCUGAUCUUUGUCGUCCCGGCUGCUGUGGCUUUGAUUCUCGUCAUCAGAAGGAUUAAAUCAGAGCCUCCGACUAUGAGUUCCGCUGACGAUCUGUGGCGAUCCUGCUGGAGGAACCUCAAUCCCCUUUGGCUUCUCUUCUACAGAGCUUUUGCUUUCCUCUUCAUGGCUUUCUUGCUCUUCCGAGUGGUCGCCCGUUCCGGUGCUUUCGUUUUCUACUUUUACACGCAGUGGACUUUUGCAUUAGUUAUGAUCUAUUUUGCGCUUGGGACCAUUAUAUCUGCUUAUGGUUGUUGGAUUUGUUCAAAGAAGCCUACUUCCAAAAACAAGGAAAGGGAUGAGCUUUUGAAAAGGGAUUUGCAAGAGGAUAGAUUAACCAAUGCUGCAACUUCUAAGAGCAAAGCUGACACGGGUAACGCCAAGUUGCAGAGCUACUACAGUCAGCAGGAGGCUCUGCAAAAAUCAGGAUAUUGGGGAUAUCUUAUGAGAACCAUAUACCAUACUUGUGCAGGUGCAUCAAUAUUAACGGAUAUUGUAUUUUGGUGUGUUCUAGUACCGCUUCUGUCAAAUAAAACAUUUAAACUGGACCUGCUAAUGGGGUGCAUGCAUGUACUCAAUGCCUUUUUCCUCCUCCUUGAUACCAGUAUUAAUAGCCUUCCAUUUUCUUUGUUUGGGAUUGUGUAUUUUGUGCUCUGGAGCUGUAGUUAUAUUAUCUUCCAAUGGACUUUGCAUGCUUGCGGAUUUACAUGGUGGCCAUAUCCUUUCCUCGAGCUUUCGACGCCAUGGGCACCUUUAUGGUAUUUUUGCUUAGCUCUGGUUCACAUCCCCUGUUAUGGAAUAUAUGCACUGCUUGUAAAAGCAAAAAUCUCAAUUUUCCCCAGAUUGUUCCCCCAUGCAUUUGUGAAGCAUUAGUUUUCACGUUUUGGGGUUGUUAAAUUAUAUUGAGUUGAAAUUGGGAAACUGAUGUUGAUUAAGAUUAUGUGCUUGUUUGUAAAAUGACUGAUUGCAAACUGAUGUUGAAUAUUGAACAUAUCACAAUAAUGUCCCAGCUUUUCCAGUCA